AUGGCUUCACUAUGCCAAAGUAUACUUGCAACCCAACUUCAAUUUGCAUUCAUUUCUUUUGCUUCAUCUCCUUUCAUUCUUGCCUCUUUUGGAGUGCUUGAUACGUUUGUGACCCAUGUUUGUUCGCUUUCGACCUCUACAACUAUCACUCAGCUUCCAGAGCAUGCUCACCACAGACACCACUUUAGUGAUGACUUGGUUUGUGGACGCCAUUGCUUUGUUUCCUCCAAUACAGGUUUGUAUUACGAUGAUGAUCGAGAGGGAGAAACUGAUCAGAUUCUUCAAGAUGGGCACUCUACUAUGUUCGUGUUUGAAAUGAAAGACGGUUACGACUAUCGUAACCACAUGAACAAUAUGGUUUUUUUCAAUAAAACGGUGAAAAAGCUGCACAAGGAAAUUACCAAAAACAAGAAUGCGACUGAUGAUCAGAUAAAAAUGAUUGCUCAAAUCCAAGCUAAUAAAAGCAUCGCUUGGAUGGAAGGACCUCUCAGAUGGACAGCUUGGGUUGAUCAGUUUGAAGACCUCCUGCAUUAAUACCUUUUAUGCUAUUGUAUAGCUGCUUCACUAUGUAAUUUACAUUUCUGGCUGCUCUUGUGACUUACUCUCCGUGUGAGGCAUGCCUCCGGAGCUGACUUAAUUUUGGAACC
Molecule: messenger RNA, 647 nt
Organism: Cryptomeria japonica (Japanese cedar)
Lineage: Eukaryota; Viridiplantae; Streptophyta; Pinopsida; Cupressales; Cupressaceae
Exons: 3
Coding region: 1-534 (177 amino acids)
Source: RefSeq, a predicted model, not a curated record